UGGAAUAACCUCAAGGAUAUCUGUUGGCCAGUCGUGGAGGGACUUCAAUCUCCGCGUGGCUGUGACCCCGCCUGAUUGAGUCUAUUGGCUUUGAGCACCACUCAUCUAAGCAAAUUGUUCAUGGUCGGAGGAACUUGGAAACGAGACUGCGUGGGACUGUACAUGAGCAAGCAUGGGUUCGCCAGUUGAUCUUACUUUAGGUUGCAGCACUCAAGCUCCCAGUAGUAAUGGAUACUAUAACCACCAGAACGAACCGACGCAUUCUGAGAACUAUCUGGAGAGCUUGCGGGAAGUUGAGGAACGCGUGCGAAGUCUGGAAGAAGAGCGGCGAAAAGUAGAGGGUUUCAAACGAGAGCUUCCCCUCUGCAUUCAGCUUCUUGAGGAUGCCAUUAAAACCUGGAAGGUGAAGCUUGUCAAUGGGAAACAUCUGCCGCUGCAGCUUAGAAGUGGCUCCAUGGACAGCGGGAGGAAUCAGCAUGUCAUGCCAAGUAGUCCAGGUAGCCGACCCACGCUAGAAGAUUUCAUGCCAUUUAAGAGAAGAUGGGAGCAGCGAGAUCAACCAAGUGAGAGCAGCGAUGUAGAGGAGGAGGUUCGGGGGAGCAAGAGACCGGCAUGGUUGACGGAAGCACCGCUGUGGAGGCAAAGUUCUGGAUGCAGUGAGAGGGAGGGCAAGGAGGUACAGGAGCAUUCCGAGUUCGGGAUCUCGGAGCGAGAGCAGAGUUCGAUAACAAGCUCCCAGAUGCUGUUGAGCGCAAAGCAGCGGCCCGCAGGAGCGUUCCUGCCAUUCAUUCGGGACCAGCCUGGUGCAUCUUCCUUUCUAUCCCGACCCACUCCUAGGACGGUUGCCAGUGCAGCUGAUUUGAGUCUUUCUUUGGGUGAACGCACUACCACCCCAAGCAGUCGCAACUUGAGACCAUCCGACUCGGAAGUCGGUAGCAUUGAUGCAGGUCUGCAGACCCCGGAGGUGCAGAUCCCCAAGGACAUCGGGGUGAUGUCCAAUGGCACUUCUGGUGCCGGAAGCUCCAGUGGAGGCGGGAACCCUACAAGAAAAUCCCGCCGGUGUUGGUCCCCGGAGCUUCACCGCCGAUUCGUCAGUGCCUUGCAUCAGCUUGGUGGAUCACAAAUUGCCACGCCAAAGCAAAUACGCGAGCUGAUGAAGGUCGACGGCCUUACCAACGACGAAGUGAAGAGCCAUCUGCAGAAAUAUCGGCUUCAUACUCGGAGGCCAAGCUCAUCCCCGCAGUCAGGGGGCAUGGGGCAGUCGCCGCAACUGGUUGUGCUGGGUGGAAUCUGGGUGCCACCCCAGUACGCCGCAUCCGGUUCCCAGCCCUCGCCAGGGUUCUACAACCCAUCGGCCGCACAUUCGCCACAACCAAACCAAUUUUGCCCGACUUCUCUUCCUCAAGGGUACUCUUGUAUCAGCAACAGUACUCAAGGUGCUCAAUUGGAGAUGCACCGGGAACCAAUUUUUGAACCGCCACGACAAGCUGGCACAUCGCAAUCUCAAAGCUCACCGCAGGGACCACUGCAAGUUACAAGCCAGCUAUCAGGCGCGACCCAAGGACCUAGCAGCGCAGCAUACCACGAUGAGAGCGCCGGAGAAGAGGAUGCGAAGUCUGAGAGCGCAAGCUGGAAAUGUGACAACCCCAAAGGCGAGGAACUGAAAAAAUCGAACUCAAAUCAAGGGUCUGGUGACGGACAGUCCCGAGCUCAUGUUUCGGAGGAAGAUGUGAAUCAAGCCGACUAAUUGGCAGUGUUCUCAAUCACCUUGAUUGGGGAUUGAUCAGUUUGUGGAGUUUAUCUUGUUGAGCAUACUACAGGUUGUCAAUUGUGAGAUCCUGCCGGCUGUAUCGGACGCUAUGAAAUUCGAAGCGGUGUAGGGAAGGUAGAGAGAGCGAGAGAGUGCGAAGAUUCUUCUUAGAGGCGAGGCUAACACAGGGAAGCCAAGGUACGCGAACCUCAUUCUGAAGUCUAAGCUGGUCCCUAUGCAGACACCACCAUGGAACCAACCUAGACUUUAGAGCCCACCGCAGCAGCUCCCUUUGUGUCAUUUGUUGCAGUGUUUUCCAAACUGCUGAGAGACUUGUACUGUGUACAUAUUCUUCAAUUUUUCUGGUAGAGUUAGGUAGGCGGUGCAGGCACUGCUGCGACCCUCCGCAAACCCUUGAGCAGAUCAUCGGCAGACUCCGCGUUAUGUACCAUAUGUAACCCACAGAUCAUUUAUAUUAGGUGUACAGUGAUUCUUCACCCCCUCAGCAGGUGGGUUCGAAGCGACCAUUCUCAUGCUUCAAGUGUGCAAUUGUGUUUGUUGCGGCGGAAUGUUUCGAAAAUAGAAAACAGCGGCAGAAGAAAUAAUCUUUAGAUUGUAUAAUUUUGAUUAUUACAGUAGGAUUUUUGGAUACCUGGAUCAUAUUUUUCAAAUCGUUUUUAUGUUAUCUAUCUAUAUAUAUAUAUAUAUAUAUAAAUA
Molecule: messenger RNA, 2467 nt
Organism: Physcomitrium patens
Lineage: Eukaryota; Viridiplantae; Streptophyta; Bryopsida; Funariales; Funariaceae
Product: myb family transcription factor EFM
Biological process (GO): regulation of DNA-templated transcription
Molecular function (GO): DNA-binding transcription factor activity; DNA binding
Source: RefSeq, a predicted model, not a curated record